Lasiosphaeria miniovina is the source of this 198-nucleotide messenger RNA. RefSeq lists its product as uncharacterized. The annotation marks the transcript as partial. Lineage: Eukaryota; Fungi; Ascomycota; Sordariomycetes; Sordariales; Lasiosphaeriaceae. The transcript has a single exon. The record is from RefSeq and is a predicted model, not a curated record. Gene Ontology annotation, molecular function: protein binding.
AAGCUCGUCGCGGCGCUCCUGGCCGACCCACGCGUCGACAUCAACACGCAGGACUCGCGCGGCCGCACCCCGCUAUCCUACGCCGUAGGCCGGGCCAGGAGCAUAGACAUCGUAAGGUGCCUGCUCGCGGACCGGCGGACCGACGUCAACCGCGCCGACAUGCUCGGGCGCACACCGCUGGCGUACGCGGUUCUCGAG